CCCCAACGGUUAGAAAUCACUGCAUCUUCCAACCUCCAAAGAAAUUUAUUUCCCCGAAAUCGCCGAACAGCGCGAACAGCGGGCCAGGCGGCGUUUACUUUUUCGUCUCAACAUUCAUAUGCAGCUUCGGCGCCCAGCCGCGCGCUGCCGUGCAUGCACGGGUCCAGGCCAGUGAACAUCAUGGUACAAAUUGCUAGAGAGGUCACGAGGCCCGUGAUAGACCGACCCUAUCUUCGCCCGACUCUCCCGGCGGCAUCUUCGGUCGCCAGGGGGGGGAAGAGAAUAAUCUUUUGCUGCGAUUCAAGAUGCGUCAAAGACGAGCCAUCCCCAAUUCUCGUGCUGGAUCCAUGUUUAUAAGCGUGCUUUCGCGACUGUUUUUGGAGAAAAGGCAGUGUUUUGGCGUUUCUUGAGUUCGUUAGGGGAUAAUGCCAAGUUUGCGACGAUGGAAAUCCAAGCCCUCGUGAGAUAUGAAUACCAAGGAACCAUAUUUCACGGCAAUCUAGUACGAACUAGUGAUUCUGGCUAUCUUGUCGAGCGACUCCACGGAAACCUAGAUGUCGGACUAGAGAGGACAGAUAUCAGAGACACGGUGAUCAAUCUCCUUUGCCCGUUGGAAAAGACCCCCAUCAUCAUGUGCUUGGGGUUAAAUUAUGCCCAAUACGCCAUAAAAUUAAGUCUUCCCGUAUGUGCAUUUCCGAUCAUCUUCACCAAACCGCCAGACGCCCUCGCAGGCCCUCAUGAUCCCAUAAUCGUACACCACGAUGCGCAAGACAAGCUGGACUACGAGGGCGAGCUCUGCGUCAUCAUCGCCCGGGACGUAAAAAACGCGACUCUCUCCAACGCAAUGGACCAUGUCCUCGGAUACGCCGCGGGGAAUGACGUGACCGCUCGCAACUUCCAGCUUCCCGGAGCCUCAGGCGGCCAGUACUCCUACUCCAAGUCUUUUGACGGGUUUGCCCCCAUCGGACCAGCCAUCUGGUCGCCGAAUGUCGUCCCGGAUCCGCAUGAGCUACGAUUUCGCACCAAGGUCAACGGCAAGGUCGUGCAGGAGACGGAGACAUCUGAUAUGAUUUGGUCGGUGGCGCAGGUUAUCGUGCAUCUCUCGCGGGGAACGACGCUGAGGAAGGGGACUGUGGUCAUGAUGGGCACGCCCGGGGGCGUUGGAUACUCGCGCGGUGUCUUUCUGAAACAUGGAGAUGUUGUGACAGUCGAGGUUGAUGGCCUUGGGAAAAUCCAGAACGAAGUUGUUUUCGAGGGAAGUCGUGCAGAGUUCAUAUAGCAAAUAGCCAAGAUAGUGAUUUUUGAUCAGGUGUGAGCUGGUGUUGGGUUUCGAAGCUUUCAUUCAAGACCGACUCCCUUUUUGAAUUCGGCCAGCCAUUCGGG
Messenger RNA from Colletotrichum godetiae, 1383 nucleotides. RefSeq lists its product as uncharacterized. The transcript has 3 exons. Lineage: Eukaryota; Fungi; Ascomycota; Sordariomycetes; Glomerellales; Glomerellaceae. The record is from RefSeq and is a predicted model, not a curated record. Gene Ontology annotation, molecular function: acetylpyruvate hydrolase activity. Bases 443 to 1279 code for a protein of 278 amino acids.